Molecule: messenger RNA, 1362 nt
Organism: Protobothrops mucrosquamatus (brown spotted pit viper)
Lineage: Eukaryota; Metazoa; Chordata; Lepidosauria; Squamata; Viperidae
Product: apoptosis-inducing factor 3-like
Exons: 14
Biological process (GO): execution phase of apoptosis
Cellular component (GO): mitochondrion; cytoplasm
Molecular function (GO): 2 iron, 2 sulfur cluster binding; oxidoreductase activity, acting on NAD(P)H
Source: RefSeq, a predicted model, not a curated record
AACGGGAAGGCCAGCCCCAUCGUCUACAAGGCCAAUGGCACCUCACGACAUUACCAGCUGGAGGAGCACCCCGUCACCCUCAACCCCUACCGGAAUGUGAAGGACGUGGUGGAGGCCUCCGUUUGCCAUGUGAAGGACCUGGACAAUGGACAGAUGCGAGAAGUCGACCUGGGCUGUGGGAAGGCUCUGCUGGUGAAAGAACAUGGAGAGUUUUAUGCCAUGGGCCAUAAGUGUCCUCACUACGGCGCCCCACUGGUGAAAGGGGUCUUGUCCAAAGGCCGAAUCCGUUGCCCGUGGCAUGGGGCUUGCUUCAACAUCAGCACUGGUGAUAUUGAAGACUUCCCAGGGCUGGAUAGUCUCCCCAAAUUCCAGGUGAAAAUUGAGAAGGAAAAAGUGUACAUCCGAGCAAGCAAACAGGCUCUUCAAGCCCAGAAGCGGACGAAGGUGAUGGCGAAAUGCAUCUCCCUCAGCAACUACAGCAUCAGCAGCACCAACGUGCUCAUCAUUGGGGCAGGUCCUGCUGGGCUGGUGUGUGCAGAGACGCUGCGUCAAGAGGGCUUCUCGGACAGGAUUGUGAUGUGCACAAUCGAUCGACAUUUGCCCUACGACAGGCCCAAGCUGAGCAAGGUUGGUGCCCACCUAGGAAUUUCUCCAAGACCCAAAACGCUCAGCUGCAAAGGCAAGGAAGUGGAGAACGUCUUCACCAUCCAGACCGUGGAAGAUGCCAACCGGGUGGUCAAAGUGGCCACUGGCAAAAACGCCGUCGUGGUGGGAGCUUCUUUCCUUGGGAUGGAGGUGGCCGCCUACCUUUCGGAGAAGGCUCACUCGGUCUCGGUGGUGGAGCUGGAAGAAGUCCCUUUCAAGAGGUCCUUUGGGGAAAAGGUUGGGCGAGCCCUCAUGAAGAUGUUUGAAAACAACCGAGUGAAGUUCUACAUGCAGACUGAAGUGUCGGAACUGCGGGAACAGGAGGGCAAGCUAAAAGAGGUGGUGCUGAAGAGCGGCAAGGUUCUUCGGUCAGAUGUCUGUGUGAUCGGCGUAGGAGCCACGCCAGCCACCGGCUUUUUGAAGCAGAGCGGCGUUCAUCUGGACUCCAAAGGUUACAUCGUGGUGAACAAGAUGAUGCAGACCAACGUUCCAGGAGUUUUUGCUGCGGGCGACGCAGUCACUUUUCCCUUGGCACUGAGAAACCACAAGAAGACCAACGUUCCACACUGGCAGAUGGCCCACAUGCACGGGCGCAUAGCAGCACUGAACAUGCUGGCCUAUGGGACAGAAAUCAGCACCAUCCCUUACCUGUGGACCGCCAUGUUUGGCAAGAGCAUUCGCUAUGCAGGUCAUGGAGAAGGAUUUGAUGAUGUGAUU